Puccinia graminis f. sp. tritici CRL 75-36-700-3 is the source of this 1103-nucleotide messenger RNA. RefSeq lists its product as uncharacterized. The transcript has 2 exons. The coding region runs from base 142 to 525 and encodes 127 amino acids. Lineage: Eukaryota; Fungi; Basidiomycota; Pucciniomycetes; Pucciniales; Pucciniaceae. The record is from RefSeq and is a predicted model, not a curated record.
ACAGCACGACCCACUUGCUUCCCUCUUGAAUAGAAACAGCAGUUUUAGCAAUACCAAGCUUUCUUCACUCUUUCCCUUGGAGCAAAUCCGUAGACCAAUCCACAAGUUCAACUAGAGAUAAGCAAAAUCACUCAAAACACCAUGAAGUUGAUUUUCAUAUCCAUGGUCGCAAGCAUGCUGAUCGCUGCAGCUUUUGGUGGCGCAGUUCCUGUCGAUCAUAAAGGAGCGAGAUACAUAGUCUCCGACCUCAAUUUUCCUAGUGGUUACGGGGCACCUUCUAUAUCUGGCCAGAUGCAGCAUGGUCAACGAAUUUUGAUACCUUACGUGAAUCAUGGCACGGUCGACUUAAGGGUCUGGGUAGCUGGGCACCAGGUCCAAACAAUUAAACCAAACCACUCGAUCCAGUAUACAUUGAACCCCGGUAAUUCCUUGGCUGUAGAAUCUUCCACUCCGGGAGCGGCUUUUGACCAGCAGACAAUCCAAUAUGUCAUCCAACGCGCUGGAUUUACCAGAAGUAACUUAUGAUAGUUUUUACAUGCUCUUAGAACUUUGUGCCUAAAUAUUAAUGUUCAUUCCAGCUGCUGGAAAUUUAAGCAUCUCCUACAUCAUUUCAGUUUCAUUUGAGUUUGAGUUUUUUUUGUCCAGGAUGUUGCCCCCUAUUUAUUUCUGCUCAUGUCUUGUCAAACUCCUACCAGUUUUCAUGCUCCCGUCCACAUGAAAAAUGAUCAGCUAUCUGUAACAAUUUUCCUGCAUCUUGUUAGGUAUAGCUACAGAAAGAAUGUCAAUUCCUUCUUCAUUAGAGCCAAUCAGAUAGCAUCUCCUCCACAAUUUCAAUUUUCUUUUAGCUUUAAGCUUUCUUGUUGAGGAAUUAAAUUAGGCCCCCUCCCCCCAGCCUAUUAGUUCCUACUGAUAUCUUGUCAAGCUUCUUUUAGUUUUCAUGUUCACUUUCACAUGCAAAAUGAUCAGAUAUCUGCAUUUUUUUAUUUUCUCUUAUUUGGUAUAGAAGUUUCCAGAAGUUGAGAAAUUGUCCAGAAUGUUGAUUUUUUGAAGCUGGACCAGUAUUUCUUGAGAGAUAAAUAAACAGACCAUGUGUUAAUCUGAAG